Messenger RNA from Hibiscus syriacus, 1157 nucleotides. RefSeq names its product probable E3 ubiquitin-protein ligase RHC2A. Gene Ontology annotation, biological process: protein ubiquitination. The transcript has a single exon. Gene Ontology annotation, cellular component: cytoplasm. Lineage: Eukaryota; Viridiplantae; Streptophyta; Magnoliopsida; Malvales; Malvaceae. Bases 67 to 1092 code for a protein of 341 amino acids. The record is from RefSeq and is a predicted model, not a curated record. Gene Ontology annotation, molecular function: ubiquitin protein ligase activity.
UCUCAUUUCAUAUCUUUGUUCACUCUUUUUGUAAUCGUGUGUUUCCUCAGAUCUGUAAACGGAAAAAUGGCGAUGACGACGUCGUUUUGGUGUUAUCAUUGCAAUCGGGUCGUCCGGCCUUUGAACCACCGCACCGUCAGUUGCCCCGAUUGCUACGGAGGUUUCGUCGAAGAGAUCGAUAACAAUCACGUCGGAAGUAAUAGACUCACGCCACCGGCGAUGUACACUUAUCCUAACUACGGACCAACCGUCUUCCGCCGUGGACGACGUAAUGGCGGCAAUCGUUCUCUUUUUAAUCCUGUUAUCGUGUUACGCGGCGGAGCAGAUACAUCUGUUUCGCCCUCGCCUUCAUCUGUUUCCGGGGGAGAUUCUACUGUUGAACAUAAUGGAAGAGGGUUCGUGCUUUAUUACGACGAUGGGUCCGGUUCGGGUCUUCGGCCGUUGCCGCCGAGUAUGUCGGAGUUUCUUUUGGGUUCCGGGUUUGACCGUUUGAUCGAUCAGUUGUCGCAAAUGGAAAUCCACAACACCGGGCCUAACGUGCAACCACCGGCGUCGAAAGCGGCGGUGGAAGCAAUGCCGACGGUGGAAAUCAACGAGACACAUACUCGCGACGAACUGUGCUGCGCCGUUUGCAAAGAACAAUUCGAAAUAGGUACCAAAGUUCGAAACAUGCCUUGCGAUCAUUUGUACCACUCCAACUGUAUACUCCCAUGGCUUCAAUUGCGGAACUCGUGCCCCGUUUGCCGCCACGAAUUACCAACCGCCGACGGUGAAGGAGCAGAAACCGAUGGUGGGUAUUCAAAUUCGUCAUCGGAGGUUCCCGUGGGGUUGACUAUCUGGAGAUUACCCGGUGGAGGGUUCGCUGUGGGGAGGUUUGCAGGAGGACUAAGAGGAGAGGGUGGAGAGAACAGAGAGUUCCCGGUUGUUUACACGGAGAUGGACGGUGGUUUUAGAGGCGGAGGGCUUCCUCGGGGGGUUUCGUGGGGCAAUAGAGGGAGGGAAAGAGGAGGGGUUUUCAGAAGAUUUUUGGGCAACUUGUUUGGGCGUUUCAGUGGGUCAACCUCUUCUAAUUCUACGUUAAUUUCAAGGUAAUUUUAAACCCUAAAAUUAUGAACGAAAAUACCCCAAAUCUUUUGUAAAUAUAUUUAGGGGGGGUU